AUGCAUCGGAUACAUGCGCGGUUCCUUGUGUUCUUGGGCACCUAUGUCUGCCUGCUCGGGAGAGCCGGGGCUUCUAUCCCCUGCCCAGACACUACCACAGUGAACUAUCAGCCUCUGGAAGUCCGCUGCCAGCAAAACACCUACACAUUAACGGGAAUCUACGUCGAUACACCCUGCGUAAGCGCGCCGUUAGCUUCCACCGUAUACACAGUUGCCACCACCGUCGCGCAACCGGCGAGCACCGCCGCCGCCGCCGGCAAAUGCGAGCUCCCGGCCCAGAUCUCGGGCUUCAAGCUCUACGGAUGCGCCGUCUCGGCCGCCGGGUUCGCGGGCCUCGCAAAGAUCGCCACGAGCCAGGCCAUGACCCUCGAGGCAUGCGCCAGCUCCUGCGGCAAGACCUUCUUCGGCGUGUACAGCAGCGACUGCUACUGCGGCGACGCGGCGGGCGCCGAUGUCGUCGCCAUCGCCCCGGACCAGUGCAGCACCUCGUGUCCCGGAAACGGCCGGUUCUGCUGCGGCGGGAUACCGAAGCGGGGGGCGUCGGGGAACAUCCUGAAGCGGCAGUCGGCAGCCUCCGCCGUGGCGCUGUCCCUGUAUCAGCGGAUUUCGGACGCGAGGCCGGACGGCGGCAGCACCCAGACGACCGGCGGGCCGGCGACCGGGGGAUACGUUACCCUGACGCAGGUCCUGACCGGCACGAAUGCCGUGCCUACGACGGUGACGAUCCCGCCCUCGGGCACUGCCCCGGGCUCGGUUAUUAUUCAAACGCCGCCCGGAGGGCAGUACGUCACUCUGACGCAACCUCUUAGCGGCACCAAUGGCGUGCCUGUCACGCUGACGAUCCCGCCCAGCGGCACGUUUCCCGGGACCGUCAUCAUCCAGACCCCGGCGGCUUCCGCGGCUUCCGCGGCUUUUGUGACCCUCACGCAGCCCCUGACUGGCACGAAUGGCGUGCCGACGACAAUCACCAUACCCCCGAGCGGUACGGCGCCAGGCACCGUCCUUAUCCAGACGCCGGUGACGUCCAGGGGUUUCGUCACGCUGACGCAGCCCCUGACCGGUACCAACAGCGUGCCUACCACCAUCACCAUCCCCCCUAGUGGCACGCUUCCCGGCACCGUCAUCAUCCAGACGCCGCCGGGACUGUAUGUUACACUGACGCAGUUUUUCAUCGGCACCAGCGGCACGGCCGUGACAGUUACCAUCCCGCCCAGCGGCACGAUCCCGGGGACUAUCAUCAUCCAGACACCGCACGUGCCGGAUGUAUUCGUCACCAUUACCCAGCCCAUCACCGGCACCAACAGCAUCGCUGCUACGAUAACCAUACCGCCUAGCGGCACGGUUCCGGGGACUGUUAUCAUCCAGACGCCAGUCAAGCCGUACGUUACGCUUACCCAGCCGCUCACCGGUACCAACAGCUUGCCUACCACGUUGACCAUCCCCCCGAGCGGGACAGCCCCUGGUUCCAUCAUCAUCGUAACGCCGGCAGGGGGAGCAUUUGUGACUCUCACGCAAGCCUUGACAGGUACGAAUACCGCGCCUACCACGGUUACUAUCCCCCCUAGCGGUACCGUUCCAGGCACCAUUAUUAUCCAGACGCCGGCGGGAGGCUUGUACGUCACUCUCACGCAGCCUUUCUCCGGUACAAUAAGCGUGCCGACUACUCUUACUAUUCCCCCGAGUGGCACCAACCCAGGCAGCGUAGUUAUUAUUACGCCGCCGGCGGCAACCGGCAUGGUCACAAUCACUCAGCUAUUUAGCGGCUCUCUUACCAUUCCUACCACUUUGACCAUCCCCCCUAGUGGCACAAACCCAGGCAGUAUAGUCAUCAUUACGCCGCCGGCGGCAACCGGCAUGGUCACAAUCACUCAGCUGUUUAGCGGCUCUCUUACCAUUCCUACCACUUUGACCAUCCCCCCUAGCGGCACAAACCCAGGCAGUGUGGUUAUUAUAACUCCACCGGUGGCAACUGGAAUAGUAACGCUUAUACAGCCAUUUAGCGGCUCCCUCACAAUGCCCACGACUAUAACCAUUCCACCUAGCGGCACCAACCUAGGAAGCGUAGUCAUAAUCACACCACCGGCAACUGGCAUAGUGACGCUCACCCAAGUAUUUAGCGGAUCGCUUACAAUUGCCACGACUAUAACUAUUCCACCUAGCGGCACCAACCCAGGCAGCGUAGUUAUCGUAACCCCGCCAGUAGCAACUAAUAUAGUUACUCUUGUACAGCCAUUUAGCGGCUCCCUUACAAUACCCACGACUAUAACUAUUCCGCCCAGCGGAACUAAUCCCGGCAGCGUGGUUAUCAUUACGCCGCCAGCAGCAACAGGCAUGGUGACGGUGAUGCAGCCAUUUAGCGGAUCCCUUACAGUAGCCACGACUAUAACUAUCCCCCCCAGUGGCACCAACCCAGGCAGCGUAGUUAUUGUAACCCCACCAGUAGUGAGUAUAGUUACGCUUCUACAACCCUUUAGCGGCUCUCUUACAAUACCCACGACUAUUACUAUCCCACCUAGCGGCACCAACCCGGGUAGCGUCGUUAUAAUUACGCCGCCGGCAAGUGGCAUGGUUACACUUACGCAGGCAUUCAGCGGCUCGCUUACAUUUGCUACCACCAUAACUGUUCCCCCAAGCGGCACCAACCCAGGCAGUAUAGUCAUCAUUACGCCGCCGGCGGCAACCGGCAUGGUUACGCUUAUACAGCCAUUUAGCGGCUCUCUCACAAUACCCACGACUAUUACCAUUCCACCUAGCGGCACCAACCUGGGCAGCGUGGUCAUACUUACGCCGCCGGCAAGUGGCAUGGUUACACUUACGCAGGCAUUUAGCGGCUCUCUUACUGUUGCCACUACCAUGACUAUUCCCCCCAGCGGCACCAACCUAGGGAGCGUAGUCAUUAUAACGCCGCCAGCGGCGACAGGCAUAAUAACGCUCACGCAACCAUUUAGCGGGUCACUAACAGUGGCUACAACAAUAACUAUUCCGCCAAGCGGGACUAACCUAGGCAGCGUCAUUGUCAUUACACCGCCAGCUGCAACCGGCAUGAUCACGCUUGUACAGCCAUUUAGCGGAUCGCUCACAGUUGCUACUACAAUUACUAUUCUGCCUAGCGGUACUAAUCUGGGAAGUAUAGUCAUCGUUACGCCACCGGCGGCAACCGGCAUGGUUACGCUUACACAGGCAUUCAGCGGCUCGCUUACAGUUGCCACUACUAUGACUAUUCCCCCCAGCGGCACCAACCCAGGCAGUAUAGUCAUCAUUACGCCGCCGGCGGCAACCGGCAUGGUUACGCUUAUACAGCCGUUUAGCGGCUCUCUUACAAUGCCUACAACUAUUACUAUCCCGGCUAGCGGCACCAACCCGGGCAGCGUAGUCAUAAUUACGCCGCCAGCAAGUGGUAUGGUUACAUUAACACAGGUAUUUAGCGGCUCUCUUACCAUUGCUACUACUUUAACUAUUCCGCCUAGCGGCACCAACCCAGGCAGCGUGGUUAUUAUUACACCGCCAGUAGCAACUGGCAUGGUCACUAUUACACAGCCGUUUAGCGGCUCCCUCACCGUUGCUACAACCGUCACUAUCCCCCCUAGCGGCACUAACCUAGGUAGCGUGGUAGUCAUUACGCCGCCGGCAAGUGGCAUGGUGACCAUUACGCAGGUAUUCAGUGGCUCUCUGACAGUUCCUACUACUUUGACUAUCCCCCCUAGCGGAACAAACCCAGGCAGCGUGGUCAUUAUCACGCCGCCAGCGGCAACAGGCAUGGUGACACUGAUACAGCCGUUUAGCGGCUCUCUUACCAUUGCUACUACUUUAACUAUUCCGCCUAGCGGAACCAACCUAGGCAGCGUGGUCAUUAUCACGCCGCCAGCGGCAACAGGCAUGGUCACUAUUAUACAGCCAUUUAGCGGAUCUCUUACCGUUGCUACUACUCUAACUAUUCCGCCUAGCGGAACCAAUCUAGGCAGCGUGGUCAUUAUCACGCCGCCGGCGGCAACAGGCAUGGUGACGCUGAUACAGCCGUUUAGCGGCUCUCUUACCGUGGCCACAACCGUUACCAUCCCCCCUAGCGGAACCAACCUAGGCAGCGUGAUUAUUAUUACGCCGCCGGCGGCAACCGGCGUAGUGACGGUAAUGCAGCCAUUUAGCGGAUCGCUUACCAUAGCCACUACUAUUACCAUCCCCCCUAGCGGCACCAACUUGGGCAGCGUGGUUAUUAUAACCCCACCAGCGGCAACUGGCAUAAUUACGCUAACACGGGCAUUUAGCGGCUCUCUUACAGUACCUACUACUAUUACCAUUCCACCUAGCGGAACCAACGUAGGGAGCGUAGUCAUCAUUACCCCGCCAGCGGCGACAGGCAUGGUUACUAUCACACAGCCAUUUAGCGGAUCGCUGACAGUUGCCACAACUAUAACUAUUCCGCCCAGCGGCACCAUCCCAGGCAGCGUGGUCAUUAUCACGCCGCCGGUGGUAGCGACAGGCAUGGUGACGGUGAUGCUGCCAUUCAGCGGCUCCCUUACAGUGGCCACUACCGUUACCAUCCCCCCUAGCGGCACCAACCCGGGCAGCGUGGUCAUCAUAACCCCGCCUGCGGCAACUGGCAUGAUUACGCUAACACAGGCAUUUAGCGGCUCUCUUACAGUACCUACAACCAUUACUAUUCCGCCUAGCGGGACUAAUAUAGGGAGCAUAGUCAUCAUUACCCCGCCGGCGGCGACAGGCAUGGUGACGGUGACCCAGCCAUUUAGCGGAUCGCUUACCGUGGCCACAACCGUCACCAUCCCCCCUAGCGGCACCAACCCAGGUAGCGUGGUCAUCGUAACCCCGCCAGCGGCAACGGGCAUGAUCACUAUUACCCAGGCAUUUAGCGGGUCGCUCACAGCGGCUACUACCAUCACAAUCCCCCCUAGCGGCACUAACCUAGGCAGCGUGGUCAUUGUUACGCCGCCGGCGGCGACAGGCAUGGUUACGCUCACGCAGCUCUUCAGCGGGUCUCUUACCGUACCCACCACCAUCACCGUUCCCCCGAGCGGCACCAACCCCGGCAGCGUGGUCAUCGUCACGCCGCCGCCACCGGCAACUGGGCCGUACAUCACCCUCACGCAGGCGGCCACCGGCAACAACACCAUGGCCACCACGCAGACGAUUCCCCCCAGCGGCACCGUCCCAGGCACCGUCAUUGUCUUCACGCCUCCCGCCAUCGUCCCGUUUGUCACCCUGACGCAGAUCCUCACCGGCACCAACAUGGUGCCUUCCACCGUCACGAUCCCGCCCAACGGCACAGUCCCCGGCAGCGUCAUCAUCAUGACACCGCCAAUGUCAUACGUCACGGUCUUCCAGGUUGCGACGGUAACCGCCACAGCUACCAUCACCCUGUCGCCAAACGGCACAGGUCCCGGCACAGUCGUUAUCCAGAAUCCUCUAAGCACCGGGGGUGCUUGCCCAGUUGCGACGUCUUGUCCUCCUAGUGGGCUAAACAUCGAUUAUUAUGCUAAUGGCUUUUACCCUAGUGGCUAUCGGGCCGGAAGCCCAAACCCGGCAUAUUACCUUGCGCAAAACCUCACUCCUAUAGCAUCCGCCCUUACUAACUAUACUUAUUUUCCUUUGAAUACCGACUCUACUCCCGCGACUGGCGCGUAUACUGGCGUAGUAAGGUACCCUAAUAAUCCGUUUACAUACUAUAUAGGCUGGGUGCAGCCAGUGAACGGCGGCAUCAUGGUUGAUGCCAACAACUUUACCCUUGUGUACUCUGGAUUCUAUCGUGCUCCUCUUACUGGGCAAUAUAAAUUCUGCAUCACCAAUGUUGACGACGGAGCUGAUCUAUUCCUGGGGGCCGGGAAUGCCUUUAAUUGCUCUGCCCUUGCUGGCGCCGUGGCUGCCGCGCCCAAUGCCCCAUCCUCAAAGGCUUCAGUCCCCAGCUCUGUUUAUGUCAACGGAAAGCUGGCCGUAGCGCAGCCUCUUGGCGUCUCCGCCAUGUCGGGCACCGCCUCCACCUCAGUCUCUUGCAGCGUUGGCGACGACGUGCUCGAGUGUGCCAACAAGGUGUACAAGAACAUUCAGGUGUCCAGUGAUGCAGUGUCGGGGAGCCAUUCCGCCGUGAAUAUCCGAGUCUCAAUAAACGACCUUUAUACCGGCUUCGUGGACGUGGCUUGGGACACCAAACUAUCCGAAUGUGUCGUCACCCCCGAAGUGGUCUAUGAGGGCGAGGGAGUCUUUUGCAACUCCAAGAGCUGUCAGCAGGGAAUGAAGUUCAAAAAUAAAAAAGUCGACACCUACAGCCGGGGCUUUGCAGUUGGCGCUACGGUUUCGCCUCAGCAGCCGCUCAAGGUCGUCGCCUCUCCCGUCACCCCCGAAUUCAACGAGAACUGGACCAAGUCCGUCGCCGCCGAGUCGACUGUCGAGCGCCGUAUGCGCUUGGAAGCUGGUCAGGUUUGCUUCCCAUCUACAGUCCAGUUGCGCGUGGACUGCCAGCAGACAAUCACCGUGAAGCCAGCCGGCAACCCCCCUUACAUGGUCACGUACUAUAUUGCUAUGCCUCCGCAGUUGGGUCAGUUCCCCAUGUCGGAUAUCUGCAAGCAUUACAAGCCUGGUUCGGGCACCGACAGCAGCUACGUGACCAGCGAUGACUUGAGCAAGCUCUGUGACACCAAGGCUUCAAAAGUCAGCUUCUACGCUACCCUUCAGGACGGUAAUCCUUGGUCGAUGGAAGGAUGCAUGCGAUCCUGA
Molecule: messenger RNA, 6723 nt
Organism: Ustilaginoidea virens
Lineage: Eukaryota; Fungi; Ascomycota; Sordariomycetes; Hypocreales; Clavicipitaceae
Exons: 5
Coding region: 1-6723 (2240 amino acids)
Biological process (GO): cell adhesion
Cellular component (GO): fungal-type cell wall
Source: RefSeq, a predicted model, not a curated record